AUGCUCGCUUCCAGGCUUCUGGCGCUGCUUUGCGCGAGCCUUGCAAUCGCCGUUAACCAGCCCCGUACAAUCCCUGCGGCGAAUCUGUGGCCCUUUCACCUGCGUUCCUUCGCAGGCUCUGCGGACCUCUGGCGACAUAUCAAUGGCAGUAUUGCCGUCAGCACCGACGUAGGCGCCAGCUGGAAUGCGGUCGAAUCGCUAGGUCACGACAUCGAGAGCUUCACGAUUGACAAAAACUUUCCCGAAUCACGCGCAUUCGCCGUAGAUGGCAAGCGCGGCCUCCUCUUCCAAACCGUGGACCAGGGCCGCAGUUGGACGCAAAUGCCCAGCGACCACUCGUUCUGGGACAUCGCGGAGAACGAGGCGGACCCGAACACAACCCUAGUGCUCAAUGUAGCCACAAAUCCUUUCGUGAGAGAUGAUAUUGUUGUGAACCCCAAGCAUGAGCGUUUUAAUAUCAUCAGAUACGCGCUAAAGAGCGCGUUUCUGUCCACCGACGGCAAAGCCCUCCGUUUAAUGACGGGGCUAAAGCUGCCAAAGGGCCAACUGCUUUUCAAACAUUGUGAUAUUUUCGGCGCCGCGCCAGCGCAGAAAGUCAUUUGCAGUUUCCAAAUGCAAGUAUCAUCGUGGACGGGUUAUCACCAAAACUAUUUCCUCUUUCACUCUGACAACCACGGUAAGACCUUUAAAGUCCCCAGAGAUUUCAAGCUUCGCACGGUCUUAAAUCGGUGGUUGCUCAGCGGCUACGACGUAGUCCUCACCGACGCGAAAAAAAAGGUUCGCGGGGUCCCUAUGUACCGCUUGUUUCUAUCACGAGAUGCCGUCAAGUACGAGAAGGCGGAAGUGCUUUCUGAUUAUAGACCCCCGACACUCGAGCCCCUGGGCGGCUCCCCUAAGAGAUUGCUCGUGCGCACGCCGCGUAUCGUAGACGAUGAGCUGAGAGAAGAAUUGCUGGUCUCGAACGCACAUGGCCCGCUGCUCACGUCUCUCGUCAUUCUGGAUCCGUACUCGCAGUCGGUCACGUUUAUCGACACUGACGCAGAUCGCGUCGCCACGAUCUUGCAUCCCUGGCAUUUACAAUCCAUGACCGCGUUCCCCGCGAACAAAGGCGAUGCACUGAUCACAUUUGACGAUGGUCACGAAUGGUCUCGGCUGAAGCUGCGCGAUCCCAAGGGCGAGUUUGGCUGCGACCCAGCUCUGACGGACAGCUGCUUUGUGAAUACGAUGUCGCCUCAGAUUCUUGAGAUGCACAGGGAGGAGUUUGGAAGGUCCGGGUUCUAUUCUAACGGCACGUCGGGCCCCCCAUACUGGGAGUAUCUAUCGCAUUUGACGGAUUGUCCUCGGCAGAGCGGCGUGCUUGGCGUGUCGGCGCUUAUAGGAACCGCGGUCACUAUCAACGGCACCUUGCGCUCCACGUCCGAGUCGAUGACGUUCCUGACGACCGAUGGCGGCCGCUCUUGGCAGAAGAUUCUAGACUUCCCCGCUAAGGUCGCCUUCGGAAAUCACGGCAAAUUACUUGUGGCGAUACCGUUCUCUAAUGGUCCCAAGAUCUCGCAGUUCCACUACUCAAUGGACCAGGGCAGCACGUGGAGCACAGGCGAGUUUGACAGGCCCUUCCGGGCGUUCAUGCUUACGCUGGUUCCUGGCGACGCUUCCAGCACAGCGUUUCUCGUCUCGGCGUGGGAUUCCGGCAGCAGAAACCACAUCAUCGACUUCUCGGAGAUGCUCGUGGGCCCUAACGCGGCCUCUGAUCGCGGUUCUGACGCAGCCCGUGGGCCGGUCGUCGAUGAGCAGCAGGUGUUGAAGCUGCUGAGUGGGUAA
Lachancea thermotolerans CBS 6340 is the source of this 1821-nucleotide messenger RNA. Its product is annotated as KLTH0G12056p. Lineage: Eukaryota; Fungi; Ascomycota; Saccharomycetes; Saccharomycetales; Saccharomycetaceae. Gene Ontology annotation, molecular function: protein binding. Gene Ontology annotation, cellular component: Golgi apparatus; membrane. Gene Ontology annotation, biological process: post-Golgi vesicle-mediated transport. The transcript has a single exon. The coding region runs from base 1 to 1821 and encodes 606 amino acids. The record is from RefSeq and is a predicted model, not a curated record.